GAAAGGUCAAAAGGGAAAAACAGUUAAAACUACAAAACCGCCAAGACGACACUGAUGAAUUGAGAAGUUGGGACUGAGCUAAGCUAUUGUUCGGUUACAAAUCUCAAUCUUGGCUAGGGCUUACAUAGCUUUGUGUUCCUCCAGAUCUGAAAUCACACCUUCAACUCACUGAAUCACCGUAUCUUUCAUUCAAAAUGCAUACCCGGAGUUCUCACAACAAUCGCUUAUCUGGUUCCGCUUCUCGCUCCCGAGUUUCCCCUCUUUUUCUCACUAUGUUGGCAACCAUGGCUACUGUUUAUGUUGCCGGCCGUCUGUGGCAGGAUGCAGAGAUUAGAGCUUAUUUGGUUCAAGAACUUGAUCAAAGAGCUAGUCAGGGUCAAUCUAUCAUAUCAGUAGAUGAUGAUACUCUCAAAACUAUAGCCUGCAGCGAACAACAGAAGAAGUUAUCAGCUCUUGAAACAGAGCUGACUGCAGCUAGAAAGGAGGGUUUCAUUCUAAAGAACAUUUCAAAAAAUGAAGAAUCUCAUCCUACAAAAAAUCUUUUAGCUGUAAUAGGAAUCAUUACGACGUUUGGGCGCAGGAAAAAUAGAGAUGCGAUUCGUAAGGCAUGGAUGCCAACUGGAUCAGCUUUGAAGAAACUAGCAGAUGAAAAGGGCAUCAUUGUGCAGUUUGUAAUUGGAAGAAGUUCAAAUCGUGGAGACAGCUUGGACCAGGAGACUGAAGAAGAAAAUAGGCAAACUAAUGACUUCAUUGUUCUUGAUGAUCAAGUGGAAUCACCUAAGGAGCGUCCCAGAAAGAUAAAGUCAUUCCUCAUUCAUGCUGUACAGAAAUGGAACGCCAAAUUUUUUGUUAAGGUCAAUGAUGAUGUUUUUGUUAAUAUUGAUGCUCUGGAAGCGAUCUUAAAUACUCAUUUGGACAAACAAGAUACCUAUCUUGGGUGUAUGAAAUCAGGCCACGUCUUGACUGAGCCGACCAACAAAUGGUACGAGCCAGACUGGUGGAAGUUUGGUGAUGCAAAUUCAUAUUUUAGACAUGCCUCUGGUGAGAUAUAUGCCAUUUCUAGACAUUUGGCUCAGUAUGUAUCAAUAAACAGGUCUAUUCUUCGUACAUAUGCUUGUGAUGCUGUCAGUGUUGGAUCAUGGUUUCUCGGGCUUGACAUCGACCAUAUAGAUGAACAGAAGAUGUGCUGCUCAUCUCAGUCUGAAGGAGCAAUAUGUGCAAAUGCGUGGUGACAAGAUCUUACAUGCAAAAUUUUGUUGAAAACACAAUUACAUGUCUCCUCUACAGAAAACACAAUUGUUUUCUGAUCCCGGUUUUUGCGAGUUGUUCAGGUUAUAGUCGGCUUUCAGCAGAUUCAAAGACAGUGGUUUUGUUCAUACAGAGGAAGUUUUCUCAACCUAGAUAAAGUUGUGUUUUGGGAAUUUUUUAAAAGCUUCUCCAAAUUUAGGGGAUCAUAUCUUUUUUUCGUCCUCGGAGAUCCUUUUAGUCCCCAAUGUUUCACCCACCCCAAUCUCUGACCUUGGUCUCCCAUAGUCCCUUUUGUAAAACUGUUUCUCAUCCUUGUUGGAAUGGUUUGAUUCUUGUAUUUUGGGGCAGUUUGAAUCUCAUGGUUCAUGUAGGGGCAUAUAGUAAUGUAGAUAAUAGAUAUUAAUAGUCAUUUGAUUUUGGGGUGAUUGUCUAUUGUAUGGCUUUCUACAUAAUAACUUUCUUCACAACCCCACCCAAAGUAAUGCUAAUGUGUUCCAUAAAAAAAGGUAAUCUUCAUCUAAUAUGAAUGAUUAAGCUUGGUGGCU
Messenger RNA from Cannabis sativa, 1793 nucleotides. Its product is annotated as hydroxyproline O-galactosyltransferase HPGT1. Gene Ontology annotation, cellular component: Golgi membrane. The record is from RefSeq and is a predicted model, not a curated record. Gene Ontology annotation, molecular function: hexosyltransferase activity. Lineage: Eukaryota; Viridiplantae; Streptophyta; Magnoliopsida; Rosales; Cannabaceae. The transcript has 12 exons. Bases 195 to 1232 code for a protein of 345 amino acids.